AGAUUUGAGAGCAUCUCAAAUACUUUUUAAAAUUAUAUUUUAUUGAUUAUGCUGUUAGAGUUGUUCCAAUUUUUAUCUUCUGCAAGCAGGUGAGCUUCACGAAUCAUUAAAUUAUGUCUUCGGCUUCAGUAAACAAUAAGCAAAGCCUCUCCCUGUAGGUAAGAAUACUUAACUUUUGCGUAAUUCCUAGCAUAGCAAACAGUUUAGUGGCCCAGGAUAAAGAACUCCUUCCUUGAGGGAGGCCUCUAGAUCCCUCUGGGAACUACAUUACCCAGAAGACAUGGCGCUGAGUCGAUCUAACGAAAAAGUAGGACACAGUAUUCCCCGAGAUUUCAGUUAUUGGGAGGGACUUCCGUUGUCUUUCUUCUGGCAGUAUUUUUUUUACCUCAAGAGCUUCAUCCGACAGGACUGUCAGACCUCAGGGGCCUUCCACACUCGCGAAAAGGAGUCGCCAUCCCUUCACACGAGUGUGGAAGGCUCUGCGACGCUCCACCCCUUAAGGUAACGGGCACCUGAGACAAAACGGACAGAGGUCCUCGGCACCCUAUCCGCCCAGCUCCGCCCACUGAGUUCGAUGGCUGCGGCAGCGCUGCUGCGCCCGGCUGAGGCCAGUGUGACCUUUGAGGACGUUGCUGUGCACUUCUCCUGGGAGGAAUGGAGGCUGCUUGAUGAGGCUCAGAGACACCUGUACCUCGAUGUGAUGCUGGAGAACUUUGCUCUUACAUCCUCUCUGGGUUGCUGCUCUGGACCAGAAGAUGUAGAAGCCCUCUUUGAACAGAGUAGUUCUGUGGGAGUGUCACAGGCCAGCACCUCCAGAGCAGCUCUCUCUUCCCUGAAGACUCACUUCUGUCAGAUUUGUGGUCCAGUCUUAAGAGACAUAUUCCAGUUGGCUGAGCACCAAGGAACACCACACAGCCAAAAAGUGUUCAGGUGUGGGGUGUGUAUGAAACAAUUUAAUUUUAGUGCAAACCUCCAAACGCACCAGAAACAGCACCUGGGAGAGAAACCCUUGAGAAGCAGUGUGGACAGGACCUUAUUUGUGAAGAGCUAUCAAUUCCAUAUGUCAGAGAAGCCCUUUACCUGUGGUGAAGUUGGGAAGGACUUCCUGUCCACCUCAGAACAUCUACAGCAGCAAACUACUCAGGCCAGGGAGGAGCCCGACAAAAUUACCCAGAGUGGGGCAACGUUACAAAAGAGAAAAACUCGUUCCACCCCGGGAGAAUAUAGAAAAGCCUUCAGCCACAUAAAUUCACAUGCUCCAAGACAGGAUGUUCACACUGGAAGACAGUGUUUUUUGUGCCAUGAAUGUGGGAAAGCAUUCAGGUAUCAGUUCUCAUUAGUUGUUCACCAGAGGGUUCACACUGGUGAAAGACAUCAUGUGUGUAGCAAAUAUGGCAAGUCUUCUAGGCAAAACUCAACCCUCAGUCAGCAUCAAAGAAUUCAUCGUGGGGCAAGGCAGUACACAUGCUGCAAAUGUGGGAAGUCCUUUAACCAAAAAUUUGUCCACCUAUAUUCCAGGAGGAGUCAUAAUGGAAAAACGUAUGACUUGUGCCAUGAAUGUGUACAAUCUUGUAGUCGUAGAUCCGUCCUUAUUAAACAGACUACUCACUCUGGAGAACAGCAUUAUGAGUGCAUGCAAUGUGGGAAAGUCUUUAGACGAAAAUUUUGCCUUAUUGUGCAUAUGAGAAUUCACUGUGGAGAAAAGCCUUAUCAGUGUAGUGAAUGUGGGAAAUGUUUUACCAAUAGUUCUGUCUUUCAUUAUCAUAAGAAAGUUCACACUGGAGCAAGGCCUUAUCAGUGCAGUGACUGUGGGAAAUCCUAUUUCCGAAGGCAUCACCUUCUUACACACCAGAGAGUUCACACUGGAGAAAGGCCUUAUCAGUGUAAUGAAUGUGGGAAAUGUUUUACCACUAGCUCUGGCUUUUAUUGUCAUAAGAAAGUUCACACUGGAGAAAGACCUUAUCAAUGCCAUGAAUGCGGGAAAUCUUUUGCAUUUGCUUUCAUUCUCAGUAAUCAUCAGAGAGUACAUACAGGAGAGAGACCUUAUCAGUGCAGUGAAUGUGGAAAAUCCUUUAUUCAAAGACAUCACCUUCUUUUGCACCAGAGAGUUCACACAGGAGAAAAGCCUUAUCAGUGUAGUGAAUGUGGGAAAUGUUUUACUACUAGCUCUGUGUUUCAUUAUCAUAAGAGAGUUCACACUGGAGAAAGGCCUUAUCAGUGCAGUGAGUGUGGAAGAUCUUUUGCAUUUGGUUCCAAUCUUAGGGCUCAUCAGAGAGUACACACAGGAGAAAGACCUUAUGAGUGCAGUGACUGUGGGAAAUCCUUUUUCCGAAGGCAUCACCUUCUUACACACCAGAGAGUUCACACAGGAGAAAGGCCUUAUCAGUGCAAUGAAUGUGGGAAAUCUUUUGUAUCUGGUUUUAGCCUCAGAAAUCAUGAGAGAGUUCACACAGGAGAAAAGCCUUAUGAGUGCAGUGUAUGUGGGGUAUCUUUUACAACUAAGAGGAAACUUCGUUAUCAUCAGGAAGUUCAUAGUGGAGAAGGGCCUCAUGAGUGCCGUGAAUGUGGAAAAUCCUUUACCUCUCGGUACGCCCUCCGUGAUCAUCAGAGAAAUCAUACAAGCAAAAGGCCUUAUGAAUGUACUAAGUGUGGAAAGUCCUUUACAUCAAAUUCUAACCUCAUUGCACACUGGAGAGUUCACACUGGAGAAAAGCCUUGUCAAUGUACCGAAUGUGGGAAAGCUUUUUCCUCUGGCUCUGGCCUCCGUUAUCAUCAAAGUGUCCACACUGGGUUAAGUCCUUAUGAGUGUAGUGAAUGUGGGAAAUCUUUUCCCAGGAGCUCAGCACUCAUUCGACAUCAAAGAACUCAUACAGGUGAAAGGCCUUAUGUGUGCAGUGAUUGUGGGAAAUCUUUCAUCCAGAGAAAUCACCUUCUUGUACACCAGCGAGUUCACACAAGAUAAAGGCCUUAUGAUUGCAACAGAAUGGUCAAAAUCCUUUAUGGAUACUUCCCAGUUCAGUUAACACUGGGCAGUUCCCACUGGAUUAAGGUAUGUGAGUACAAAAAUGUAGGAAAUCCUUUAGCUAUAAAUCUCAUUUUUCUUAACACCAUAGACUAUAUAUUUGAAAGUUGUUUUGUGGGUGUGGUAAUGGUAGGAAAUGUUUUAACUUUUUUUCUGGCGUUUGUUAUUAUCUGAGAAUUCGCACAAGAUGAGGCCCUCCUAUAGCAAAGAUCAAAAUCUUUACUCAUUCUUGACAGUCUUUUCACCACCAUAUAGUUCACCCAGGAGAAAGGCCUUAUAACUACUUGAAUGUAAGAAAUCCUUAAAGGGUUUACCUUGUUAUACCACAGAAUUUACACUGGAGAAAGAACUUACAUGUGCAAGGGAAGAUGCACUUUUGUUGUUCAGUAUGGUGACACUGGAAGAAACCACGAGAAGUCAUCCAUCUGAAUUCGUUCUCGUAUAUCCAGUUGUCCACAUGUGGGAGCAGGUUGACGAGUAGUUUCUUAUAUUUAUUUGCUACCUGUAUAUGUGAUAAUAUGUCUGCUCAUUUUUUGCCUUUUAUGAGCUGUCAUUUUGCUUUAACAUUAGGACAAUGAAGAAACAUAUGUAUUGGAAUGUUACUCAUUUUUUAAUAUAAGUGAAUUCUUUGCUUAAUAGAUUGUUUUCAAUAUUAGAAAAAUGUUAAUUUUCCUCUUUAAAAUAUUUUAUUUAUUUAUUUAUUUUUAGAGACUGGGGAAAGGAGGGAGAAAGAGAAACUUCAAUGUAGGAAAGAAACAUUGAUUGGUUACCUCUCACGCUCCUAACCUUGAACCAGGCCUGCAACCCAGGCAUGUGUCUUGACUGGGAUCAAACAUACAGCCUUUAGGUUUACAGGAUGACACCAAACCCACUGAGCCACCUCAAUCAGCACUAUUUUUUUAUUCAACUUUUCUGUAAUACAUGUGUUGUUCAGUAAUGUAUGGUUUAAUGUCCACAUACUUAUGAACUUUCUAGCUUUUAUCCUCCUACUGGUUUGUAGUUUCAAACCCUUGUGUUCAGAUAAAAUUCUUAAUUUAAUUUCAGUCUUCUUCAACUUAAGUGUUUUUUUUUUAAUUUAUAAGUAUUUUAACAAAACCUAGGAUUUCUCCUAGAGAAUGUUUGCUGACCACUUGAGAAUGUACAUUCUUCUAUAGAUCGACAAAAGUGACCUAUAUAUAUUUACCAGGUCCAUUUUCUAUAAAGUGUUCAAAUAAAAAAAAACCUCUUGUUGAAAUCAAAUAUCUUUUUAGUGGUUUUCUGUCUGGAUUUUCUACUCAGACUUGAAAGAUGAGUAUUGGACUGUACUAUUAUUAAUCCAUUGGCUUUGUUUUUUAAAAAAUUUUACUUAUUUUUUUUUAGAGAGGGGAAGGGAGGGAGAAAGGAGGGAAACAUUGAUGUGUAGUGAAACAUUGGUAACAUUGAUCAGUUGCCUCUUAUAUGUGCACCAACCGGGGACCGAACCCAUUAUCUAGACAUGUGUCCUGAUCGUGAAUUGAACUCAUGACUUUUCAGUUUGCAGGAUGAUCCCCAGCCUACUGAACUACAUCAGUCAGGGCUUGUUAGUUGUCAUUUUUUUUAAUCCUCACCAAAGGAAAUGUUCCUUGACCCUAGAGAAAGAUGAGGGACAGGGAGAGAGACAGAAAAACAUCGACUUGAAGGAGAAACAUUGAUUGUUUACAUCCUAUUUACACCCCAACUGGGGGUCAAAGCAACAACCUAGGUAUGUGCCCAGACCGGGAAUUGAAGUGUCAACCUUUUGUUGUACUGGAUGAUGCUCCCAUGAACUGAGCCAUCAGGCCAGGGCUGUCUUUUCUAUAGCCCAGUCUGUUAAUAUUUGCUAAAUAUAAUUAGCUGCUUCUAUGUUUGGUACAUAUACAUUAAAAUUGUGAUAUCUUCUUGAUGAAUCACUUUCUUAUUUUUUUAUUUAUUCAGCGAAAGAGAGUAACGUCAGUCUGUUAUUUCACCUAUUAUUCAUUUAUUGAUUGAUUCUUGUAUAUGCCCUGACUAAGGAUUCAACUCGCAACCUUGCUGUAUUGGACUAUGUUCUAAGCAACUGAGCCACUGGCCAGGACCUGAAUGAAUUUAUCUUUUUUUUUUGUCUUUUUAGAGAUUUCAGUUAGUUAUUUUUAGAGAGAGGAGAAGGGAGGGAGAAGGAGACAGAGAAAAACAGCAGUGGGUGAGAAAUACAUCAAUAGGUUGCCUCUCACAUGCCCCCCAACUGGGAACCUGGCCUGCAACCCAGACAUGUGCCCUGACUGGGAAUCGAACUGUCAACUUUUCAGUUUGCACACCAGCAAUCAUUCCACAGAACCACACCAGCCAGGCCAUUUUCAUCAUUUUUUAAAAAAUAAAAAUAAGAGGGGCAGGGAGGGCGUAAGAGGGAGAGAAACAUCAAUGCAUGAGAGACACAUUGAUCAGUUGCCUUUUGUACACCCCCACUCAGGGAACUGGCUUCUGACAAUCACCACAAUAACAGGCAAAAAGCAUCCACUCUUUCAGUCUCAGUCUUCUUGUGUAAGAUGUGGGUAAAGAUUUGCCCUUCUCUGGGCUUUAUUGUCCAUUUUGGGAGCAGUGGCUAUACCACUAGCCAUCAUAUGUGGCUACCAUACCCACCGAAAAGUACUUUCACCAUUAACCUCCCAUCUCAGUGACAGAGCUUCCAUCCUUCCAGCAGCUAACACUAUAAAUCCUGGAGUCAUCCCUGACCCCUACCUUUCUCUCCCUCACUAUUACAAUCAGAAAAUUUGUGUUGCCUAGGCUACUAUGGCUCAGUAAGUUGAGUGCUGGCCUGCAAACCCAAAGGUCACCAGUUCCAGUGCCAGUCAGGGCACAUGCCUGGGUUGCAGGAACCUCCAAAAUGGAGGUUCCCACUAGGGGGCAUCUGAGAAGCAGCCCAUCGACAUUACUUUCCCUCUGUCUCCAUUCUCCUGACUAAAAAAUAAAAAUAAAAACUUUUUUUCUUUAAUUUCUUUAUUGAUUUUAGAGAGUGAGAGGAAGGAGGAGAGAGAGAGAAACAUCAAUUUGUUGUUCCAUUUAUUGGUGUAUUCAUUGGUUGACUUCUGUAUGUGCCUGACGGGAUCAAACCUGCAACCUUGGCGUAUGGGGACAAAGUUGUAACCAACUUAGCUACUCAGCCAGGGUAAAAAAAAUAAAAUCUUUAAGAAAAAAUUUGCAUUACUCUACUUUACAAACUGAUUUAAAAUCCAUUUAUUUUUCCUGUUUCCACCACAAUGAGCCAUACCAUCAACAUGUACCUCAGUGUCUUAUGGAUGGAACAGUUGUGGGAAAAACUCAGUUCUUGCUGACACAGUAAGGAAUUAGCAAGUCAGUUAGUAUGCAGUCAGGGUUUAUUAGUAUGUUCUCUGGAAUUGAACCAGCCUUGCCAAGGUGGAGGGGAAGGGCAUAGGCAAAAAGCAAGGCAGGGCAAGGGUGGCAAGGCAUCAGGUCCUUUGUCCUGAGGACUUACAUAGUUAUCGGGAUGAGGUGAGGGAGUUACGCAUUGAUUGGUAGAUAAAUGAUGCCAGCUUCCCCCUGGGGGUGGGGGUCAUCACCAUCUAAAUGUAGGUAUGUGCAGGGGGUCGGGGGGGUCCUCUUAGCCCAACUCUUAUCUUGCUCCAGACCACAUUUGUUCAUGUUGUUGUAAAACAGAUAUGUGACAGACAGUUAAAGUUGAAGCAGUUAUACAAAGUUGUUUAUGGUCUCUUUCUGUACGCACUAGGGACCUCCCUGUAAAACAUAGUGACCAGAGGCAGGCAAUU
Phyllostomus discolor (pale spear-nosed bat) is the source of this 6780-nucleotide messenger RNA. Its product is annotated as zinc finger protein 256-like. The record is from RefSeq and is a predicted model, not a curated record. Gene Ontology annotation, biological process: regulation of cytokine production; regulation of immune system process; negative regulation of transcription by RNA polymerase II. NCBI's taxonomy places the organism in Eukaryota, Metazoa, Chordata, Mammalia, Chiroptera, Phyllostomidae. Bases 575 to 2962 code for a protein of 795 amino acids. The transcript has 3 exons.